GACAUAUUGACAUUGGAAAAUAUCCCUAUUUGAGGUUAUUUUAUAUAAAACGGUGGUCGAUGGUGUAAUUAAUUUUUUUUUAAAUUGAAUAUAUUCCCAUCAUGUCCGUUGAAGAAAAAUUGAAGCAAGGACCAAGGGAAGGAGUUACAUACCCUUUAAAUGUUAUCUAUUGUGGUAACUGUACAAUGCCAAUAGAGUAUUGCGAGUAUUAUCCAGAAUACGAAAAAUGUAAACAAUGGUUAGAAGUAAACUUGCCUUCGGAAUUUGAAAAAGUAAAAAUUGGGGACGACAAUCCAGUCGAGGAAGAAAAGAAACGACAAAAACGUGGGGGCAAAGGUAUGAUUAAAACUAAGAAAAAGGAAGAUGGUCCAAAACAAGUUUGUGUAUCUAGGGCUCCGAGAGGCAAAAAGAAGUCAGUUACUGUAGUUACGGGUUUAAGUAGUUUUGAUAUUGAUUUGAAGGUUGCUGCGAAAUUCUUUGGUACAAGAUUCGCAUGUGGUUCUUCUGUAACUGGUGAUGAUGAGAUUGUUAUUCAAGGUGAUGUCAAAGAUGAUUUAUUCGAUGUUAUUCCAGAAAAAUGGCCAGAAAUUGAUGAAGACUUUAUAGAAGAUUUAGGUGACCAAAAAAGAUAAUUUUCGAAAAAUUUAUGUGAAAUUGCUAUACUUUUCUCAUUUUCUCUCUCCCUUCAAUGAAAAUUUCAAGUUUUUAUUGAUAUUUCUGAAAUUACC
Messenger RNA from Diorhabda sublineata, 728 nucleotides. Its product is annotated as density-regulated protein homolog. Gene Ontology annotation, molecular function: translation initiation factor activity; mRNA binding. The record is from RefSeq and is a predicted model, not a curated record. Gene Ontology annotation, biological process: formation of translation preinitiation complex; translation reinitiation. NCBI's taxonomy places the organism in Eukaryota, Metazoa, Arthropoda, Insecta, Coleoptera, Chrysomelidae. The transcript is spliced from 4 exons. Bases 102 to 632 code for a protein of 176 amino acids.